UCAAACGAACGCAACGAAUACAUCCCCUCCUUCAUCGCCAAAAAGCCCUUCUACAUCGACGACGCCACCGCCUCCGAUGCUGACUACCUCGAGCACCAACGUCUCCAAUCCGAAAACACCACCGACACCCUCGCUAACGCAGAUUGGUACGCGCGAGGUUCCAAAAAGGGCCCCGCGGCGACCAAGUACCGCAAAGGAGCAUGUGAGAAUUGCGGAAGCAUGUCGCAUACAGCGAAGGAUUGUUUGCAGAGGAAGAGGAAAGCUGGGGCGAAGUGGACGGGGAGGAAUAUUGCUGCGGAUGAGGUGGUGAAGGAUGUGAAACUCGGGUGGGACGCGAAGCGGGAUCGAUGGAAUGGGUUCGAGGCGGAGGAGUAUGCGGAGGUGGUGCAGGAGUUUGAGGCGGUGGAGGCGAUGAGGAAAGAAGCCGCUGGUGAGGCGGAGGACGGCGAGGAAGGAGCGAAAUACGAAGAGGAAACGGAUAUGGGCCGAACGCAGAAGAAUUCGACGAGGAAUUUGCGGUUACGAGAGGAUACGGCGAAGUACUUGAAGAACCUGGACUUGGACAGUGCGAGAUAUGAUCCCAAGACGAGGAGUAUGGAGGCGGGAGCAGAGGGUGCGGCGUUGAAUGAUCUGGUGGCGGAGGAGGGAUUCGAAAAGGCGAGCGGAGACGCUGCAGAAUUUGAGCGAGCGCAGACCUAUGCAUGGGAGACACAAGAACGAGGAGACCGAGACAAAAUCCACAUGCAAGCCAAUCCAACCGAAGCACUCCUCACACGAAAACGCAAAGCCGAAGAAGAGAUCCAAAAAGCCGAAGCCAAACGAAAAGCUCUAGCAGACAAAUACGGUUCCCAAGACACCGUCGCCAAGAAACCCGCUCUCCUCGCCGCCGCACAAACGAGCGAACGAUACGUCGAAUACGACGAGCGAGGUCGCAUCAAAGGCGAAGAGAAGAAAGCGGAGAAGAGCAUGUACGCCGAAGACGUGCUCAUCAACAAUCACACUUCCGUCUGGGGCAGUUGGUGGAAAGACUUUCAGUGGGGGUACGCGUGUUGUCAUAGCACGAUGAAGAACUCGUUCUGUACGGGUGAGGAGGGGAGGCAGGCGGCUGAGGAGGCGGAGAGGUUCUCGAGAGGGGAGGGACUGCCUACUGCGAAGGAGGCGGAGAAUGCGAGGGAGGUGGAGAGGGAGGAGGCGUGGGAAGAGGAGAAGAGGGAGGAGAGGCAUGUUCCGAAUGGAGAGGACCGGCCGGAGAAGGUGAAUAUGGAUGAAUCAAAAAGGCGGAUGGAGGAGUUGAAGGCGGGUGUCACCGAGGCGGAUAUGGAGAAGUAUCGGAGGGAGAAGGUCAAUCAGAGUGAUCCGAUGGCGAAACUGCUGGGGAAGGAU
This is a messenger RNA of Zymoseptoria tritici IPO323, 1383 nucleotides long. RefSeq lists its product as uncharacterized. The annotation marks the transcript as partial. The record is from RefSeq and is a predicted model, not a curated record. The transcript has a single exon. Gene Ontology annotation, cellular component: spliceosomal complex. Gene Ontology annotation, molecular function: pre-mRNA 3'-splice site binding; zinc ion binding. Lineage: Eukaryota; Fungi; Ascomycota; Dothideomycetes; Mycosphaerellales; Mycosphaerellaceae. Gene Ontology annotation, biological process: mRNA splicing, via spliceosome.